Molecule: messenger RNA, 981 nt
Organism: Rotaria sp. Silwood2
Lineage: Eukaryota; Metazoa; Rotifera; Eurotatoria; Philodinida; Philodinidae
Source: the annotation of a GenBank genome assembly
AUGGAAAAUCUACGCCACAUGCCCGAUGAUUUGUCUCGAUAUAUGGCCUUACUUGCCCUACAAGAUCGCAACGAAACAUUGUUCUAUCGUACAGUGAUGCAACAUACUGAAGAGACCAUGCCAUUGGUCUACACACCAACUGUCGGAUUGGCUUGUCAGAAAUAUGGUUUAAUCUUUGCUAAACCAAAAGGUCUAUUUAUUUCGAUUCAUGACAAAGGUCACAUUUACGAUGUUCUUCAAAAUUGGCCUGAAAAUGAUGUUCGAGCGAUUGUAGUGACCGAUGGCGAACGUAUAUUAGGUUUAGGUGAUUUGGGUUGCAAUGGCAUGGGUAUUCCUGUAGGAAAAUUAAGUUUGUAUACAGCAUUGGCUGGCGUGGCACCUGAAUACUGUUUGCCGUUGCUACUUGAUGUGGGAACAAAUAAUGAAAUGCUUCUCAAAGACAAAUAUUAUUUGGGUUUGCGACAAAAACGUGUCACUGGCAAAGAAUACGAUGAGUUUAUCGAAGAAUUCAUGCAAGCCGUUACUAAACGAUUUGGACAUCAAUGUCUGAUUCAGUUCGAAGAUUUUGCGAAUCACAACGCAUUUCGCCUUUUGGAAAAAUAUCGAGAUCAACAUUGCACAUUCAAUGAUGAUAUUCAAGGUACAGCUAGUGUCGCUGUCGCUGGCAUUCUCAGUUCAAUUCGAAUUACUCAAAAAAAAUUGUCGGACAAUACAUUUCUCUUCUAUGGGGCCGGCGAGGCGUCUAUCGGCAUUGCAGACUUGCUCGUGGUCGCCAUGGUACGCGAAGGAUUGAGCGUUGAAGAUGCUCGAAAGACAAUCUUCUUAGUUGAUUCAAAGGGACUUGUAGUCAAGAAUCGUCCGACGGGAGGUUUGAACGAAGAAAAGAAGCGCUAUACACACGAUCGAGAACCAAUCACUAGACUAGCAGACAUUGUUGAUGCUAUCAAGCCAACAUUUCUUAUCGGUAUUCGAUCAGUUUAA